ACUACGUCUGAGCUGCACUUGGCUUCAUAUACUUACGCCUUGUUCGAAUUCAUACCAUUGAACUACUCCCUGUGUCUCGCUGGAAGUCCUGACAGGUCCUCUAAUUCGCAGCUACCACGUCCACAGUCCGUUUCGUGGCUGCCGCCCAACGAAGGCGGCAUUGGGAGGCUUUUAGGCGUCAUCUCCGGCCAGUAUUUAUCGUCAAACACUUCUCUCGCCUACCCCAUAUCCCCAGCAUGGGCAACUGGACUCGCCUGCGCUCUGAGGACGGCAAGCACGGCUACGCUGUGCUAGAAGAGCAGAUUGAGAAACCUGACCUGGACGAUAGAGACUACAGAGUGAUUGAGUUGGACAAUGGCCUCCGCGCAAUACUCGUUCACGACGCAGGAGCGGAGAAAGCGGCAGCAUGCUUGACAGUGCAGGUGGGAGCUAUGCACGACCCGGAUGACAUGCCGGGCCUGGCUCAUUUCUGCGAGCAUAUGCUAUUGAAGGGAACGGAAGCAUAUCCCGAGGAGAACGACUUCUUCGCAUACAUUACUUCGCAUGGAGGUAGCAAGAACGCAUCUACGUCCGCCAACCAGACCAACUACUGGUUCUCUAUCGGUUCCUCUUAUCUCUUUGGGGCCCUCCCGCGCCUCGCCGCAUUCUUCCACUCUCCUCUCUUCACCGAGUCUCUUACGAAGCGGGAGAUCUAUGCCGUCGAUAACGAGCACAGGCGGAACAUACAGACUGACAGUCGCAGAGUGUUCAUGGUUGACAAGAUGCUUGGUACGCCUGGUCAUCCUUAUACUAGGUUUCAGACGGGGAACGUGGAGAGUAUAACGGAGGCAGCGAGGAAGGAGCUUGGUAUAGAGGUCGUACGGGAGACGCGGGAGGAAGGCGACGUGGAUGAUGAGCAACCUGUGUGGAAGAAGACGCGCGAUCGGCUCGUCGAGUGGUGGCGGGAACACUAUUGCGCGGGGAGGAUGACACUCGCGGUCCUCGGAACAGAGUCCCUCGACGAACUCACAAAGUCGGUUGUGUCUUUGUUCUCUCCCGUCAAGAACCUCGGGUUAGAUCUCCGACCUGUAAUUGCUACACCGCUCUGGGGAGCGUCCGAGAUGGGCUCAGUUAUCUACAUCAAAACGGUGAAGGAUACCACGGCCCUCACACUGAAGUUCCCACUUCCGGACCAAUGGCCACACUAUCGCUCCAAGCCCGCUCGUGUGCUAGCGCACCUCCUGGGCCAUGAGGGUCCCGGGAGCGUCUGCGCUUACUUGCGGCGAAAAGGUGAGCUCGGAGUGAGCACGGGGAAUCCGAGCGUGCAGUUCCUCCAGGUGAAGUGCCACUUGACCAGGGAGGGAUAUGCCCACUACAAGGAGGUUCUUGCAGUGUUCUACGACUACCUCGCUCUCCUGCGGUCGUCGAACAUCGAACCAUACCACUUCGAUGAGCUCAAGAGGAUGUCAGAGAUCAAUUUCCGCUACGAGGAGAAGACACAACCCCACACCUACGUCGGCUGGCUUGCGCGCGAACUUGCGCAUCCGUACCCUUCCUCCCGUGUUCUCAGUGCAUCGUCACUCUUUCUAGACUGGGACGAGGGAGCGGUUCGGGACCUAAUAGAUAACUAUCUCCUUCCAGAUAAAGGUAGAGCCAUCUUGGAAGCCAGAGAGCACCCGGGCGUGGACGGAUGGGAGAAGGAGAGAUGGUAUGGGGUGGAGUAUUGUGCGCGAAGGAUCGACGCGGAUCUAUCGCUGAAGCCUCGAGGGCCUGGCGGCAACAAGGAGCUAUUUCUGCCUGGCCCCAAUCAAUUCAUUCCAAGAGACCUCUCAGUAGAGAAGUCGAAUAUCUCGAUGCCGGCUCCAGCCCCUGUUUGUAUAUACCGCAGUUCUCUUUCCGCGUUGUGGCACAAGAAAGACGACCGAUUCUGGGUUCCUAGGGCGUCAGCGAAGAUCGACAUCCGAAGUCCCCUUGCGUAUGGCACCCCUCGGCAAGCAGUUCUCACGAGGAUGAUCGCCGAUCUCGUAGAGGAUGCUCUUUCCGAGGUAGCCUACGAUGCAUACCUCGCAGGCUUCAACUACGACGUCACGAAUCACAAACGGGGUAUCCGAGUGUCCGUCAGUGGAUACAGUGACAAACUGGACGUAGUCCUGGGCACUGUCAUACGAUACCUCAAGAAUUUGCAGGUGGACCCACGGAGGCUGGACGUCGUCAAAGAGCAGGUCACUCGUGCGUAUGAGAAUCACUAUCUCGGACAGCCCAGUGAUCUGUCUGAGGAGUUCGCGGAGUGGGCAAUGACGCACACAGUAUGGACACCUGCCGACAAACUACCCGAGAUACCUCUUAUAAGCGUCGAAGAUGUUCAGGUACAUCACAGGGAGUUUCUCGGGAAAGUGAGCGUGGUGGCGCUGGUAACUGGGAACCUCCGUCCGGAGCAAGCUGUGGCAAUCGUGAAGUCGGUUGAGGAUAGUUUGCGAACUCGACCAUGCCCAUCUAAUGAGAGGUUCGAAGAUCGCGCUCUAGUUGUCCCCCCGGGUGCGAACGUCGUCCUCCGACAAAAGCAUGCCAAUACGCAAGAAUUGAACAGUAGCCUAUCGUAUUGCUGUCAGUUCGGCGAAGUUGCUGACGAGACUUUACGACCCAUUGUGAUGCUCCUUACCCACAUCAUGCGUUCGCCCGUAUUUGACCAACUCAGGACUCAAGAACAGCUGGGCUACGUCGUCUCCAGCACUAUGUGGGUCGCUGCGACGUCCAUGGGCUUCGGCAUCAAUAUCCAGAGCACCCGUGCGCCGUGGUAUCUGGAAGAGCGAGUAGACGCCUUCCUCGAGCAGUUCCGAAGCACUCUCGCGGAAAUGUCCCAGGAGGACUUCGCGGCCGAGAAGGAGGGGCUGAUCGUCAAGCUACUCGAGCGGCCGAAGAACCUGCAUGAAGAGACCCUGUCGUUCUGGGCGCAGAUUCGCCAGGGGUACUACGAUUUCAUGCGACGACAAAGGGACGCGUCUGCGAUCAAAGCUUUGUCACUGGACGAGGUCAUCAAGACCUACGACACCUUCGUUCGCCCUUCGACUGGAAGAACGAUGCGCAAGAAGCUGUCCGUGCAGCUGGUCUCACAGCAACUGAAGGAGGCGAUACCUCUCCGUGAAACCGGCACCGUCUUGACAGACAGCGGUCUGACGGAUUACAAGUCGAGCAUGGCAUGCUAUCGCGCGGCAGUCCCUGUGGGCUGCGAGUUUGGUCGCGCGAGGGUGCUGGCGGAGGAGACAGCAAAGCUGUAACGCGAAUAUGACACGGUUGCGUUAUUACACUUAUUGGUGCACUAUUUGCAGUGAACACAAAGGUUCUUCAACCCUGUGAAACGUAGCU
Molecule: messenger RNA, 3342 nt
Organism: Fomitopsis serialis
Lineage: Eukaryota; Fungi; Basidiomycota; Agaricomycetes; Polyporales; Fomitopsidaceae
Product: LuxS/MPP-like metallohydrolase
Exons: 17
Coding region: 237-3254 (1005 amino acids)
Biological process (GO): peptide catabolic process
Cellular component (GO): mitochondrion; cytosol
Molecular function (GO): metalloendopeptidase activity; metal ion binding
Source: RefSeq, a predicted model, not a curated record